Molecule: messenger RNA, 1647 nt
Organism: Zingiber officinale
Lineage: Eukaryota; Viridiplantae; Streptophyta; Magnoliopsida; Zingiberales; Zingiberaceae
Product: phosphatidylinositol 4-phosphate 5-kinase 1-like
Exons: 3
Coding region: 45-1076 (343 amino acids)
Source: RefSeq, a predicted model, not a curated record
UCUGCCUCUCUCUCUCUCUCUCUCUCGCCUCUCGAACCGAAACAAUGGAAGGAGGCCGCGCCCUUCUCUUACACUGUGCCGCCUCCGCCUUCUUCAUCCUCUCCGCCACCGUACUCUACCUCAACUGCGCCGCUGGCGCAGUCAACCACCCAUUCCUCCUCGCCUCGGCUUGCUUUGCCGUCGCCUCCGCGCUGCUCGCCUGGUUGCGCCUCCUCCGAAUCCGAUCUUCCCGCAAGGGUCUCCCCGUCCGAUGGUCUAUCGGUGCUUCACAAGAUACCUCGAGAAAAUUCUCCCGUAAGUGCGGGAAGGUCGCCCGAGAGGGGGUGGUUCUAUUCGGCAAUGGAGAUGUGUACGAAGGGGAGUUAUCCAGGGGACGGUGCCACGGGAGCGGGGUAUAUUACUUCUACGCGAAGGGGAGGUACGAGGGAGAUUGGAUCGACGGGAAGUACGAGGGGCACGGGAUCGAGAGCUGGGCGCGUGGGAGCCAGUACCUGGGGCAGUACCGGCAGGGGAUGCGACACGGCUUCGGGACGUACCGGUUCUACGAGGGAGACAGCUAUUCCGGAGAGUGGGUUGGCGGCCAGAGCCACGGAUGCGGCGUGCAAAGCUGCUCCGACGAUAGUUUCUACGCGGGCGAGUUCAAGGGCGGCGUCAAGCACGGCCUCGGCCGAUAUCGGUUCAGGAAUGGUGAUGAGUACGGCGGCGAAUACUUUGGCGACAAAAUCCACGGAUUUGGGGUUUACAAAUUUGCCAAUGGCCACCGCUACGAGGGCUCAUGGCAUGAGGGCAGGAGGCAGGGCUUCGGAACAUACACAUUUUGGAACGGCGAAGCAAGAUCUGGUGAAUGGGACAAUGGCACUUUAAGGAACAGGCUCCAAGCUUCAGAUCCUGCAAUCAAACGUGCUGUUGAGGCCGCGAGGAAGUUUGCAGAAGAUGCAGCUAAAAUUCCUCAGAUGGAGGAGCAAGUCAGAAAGGCCGUCUCAGCCGGAAACAAAGCUGCCAUAGUUGCUCGAGUCAUCGCCAUGAGGGCCGUUCAGAACCAGAAAGAAGGCAAAUUCUGCGACAUUAAUGUGUGAGUUUACACAUCCAACUUAGUGCAUUUUGUCACAACAUGAUAAACGCCUCUUGGUGUCAUUGGUGGCGAUCAGUUGUAAACACAUACGACUGUCCGACGUCAAUGGAGAGAACGUUAGAUAGAAAUCUAAAAGAAGCUGACACUAAGUGUUAGGAAUCUUGCUUAUAAAUCCUACACUCUCAGGGCUUGCACUGCGUAGUUAAGCCCUUUCCCAAUGUAGAAACUUUCAUUAUCAAGGAUUUGCAAAGCAAAUUGCUAAAUUCUGAUUCGUCUCACGAUCUCUGCUGCUUUUUGGGACGUGCUCGAGUUGAAAGUUGAAACUCGAAUGUGAAGCGCACUAGAGUAACAUGCCACUGUUGCAGAAUCUUACAGCCAUGUCGACAAGCUCCACCUACUCCCACCUGCAGUCCACUAAAGAAUGCAAUCGCUUAUGCAAUCCUGUUGACCUUGAUGGUUUUGUUUUUUCAAAUGGUCGAGCGUUUUUAACUAUGCACUUUCAUUUGAAAGUAUAUGAUGGACCUGCUUUUCCUUCUCAUGAAUGAAAAGUAAUGUUGAGUGAUUUGAACUCGAUC